This is a messenger RNA of Nematocida parisii ERTm1, 399 nucleotides long. Its product is annotated as ubiquitin. Gene Ontology annotation, cellular component: nucleus; ribosome; cytoplasm. The transcript has a single exon. NCBI's taxonomy places the organism in Eukaryota, Fungi, Microsporidia. Gene Ontology annotation, biological process: modification-dependent protein catabolic process; protein ubiquitination; translation. The coding region runs from base 1 to 399 and encodes 132 amino acids. The record is from RefSeq and is a predicted model, not a curated record. Gene Ontology annotation, molecular function: ubiquitin protein ligase binding; structural constituent of ribosome; protein tag activity.
AUGCAGAUAUUUGUAAAAACACUCACUGGUAAGACAAUUACCCUGGAAGUAGAACCAAGUGACACAAUAGAGAAUGUAAAAGCAAAGAUACAGGACAAGGAAGGAAUCCCUCCCGACCAACAAAGAUUAAUCUUUGCAGGAAAACAACUGGAAGACGGAAGAACCCUUUCUGACUACAACAUCCAGAAAGAGAGCACCAUUCAUCUUGUACUGAGACUGAGAGGAGGAGUAAUAACCGACACCGACAGAGUAUUUGUUACAAUGAAGAGGACAAAGCUGCUUAUUUGCAGAGGGUGCUACUCCAGAAACAGCAUCAGAGCCACACACUGCAGAAAGAGUGGUCCAUGCGGUAACUCCACCAACUUAAGACCAAAGAAGAAGCUAAGAAAGACAAAGUAA